AUGUCCAAUCUCUCGUACCAAGCCCUCCGCUUUCCAGACGUAUCCUCCCUCACACCUGAGGAACUCUCUGAGGCGGAGAAAAACUGGGUUCAUUUCCAGCCUUAUCUUGUCUCCAAAGGCUAUCAAUUACGUCCUCGAUAUCGGCCUGGAUGGGUUCCAUCUUGGAAGCUUAGUGGCGCCAACCCAUAUGAUUGUGAGGAUAGUAUUGACUCACUGCCGACUCGAGUACUAGAUGCCGUGCGUAUAAAGGACGACCUUCGGGUUGUCAUCAAAAUGAUUAUACCUUACGACGACGACGAGGAAGGGGAGGAGGAGCGCAACAUACUGCGAUAUCUGUCGUCUGAAAAAUGCGUAGAUGACCCUACCAAUCACGCUGUCAGGUGCUUGGACUCCUUCUCAAUUCCUGGAGUUGAAAGGGGGUCAUUUUGUAUAAUGCCGUGGCUGACAGCCUACCAUGUACAUCGGUUUAACAAUUUGGAGGAGAUACAUGAACUUCUAGUUCAGCUGUUUGAGGGACUUGAAUUCUUACACAGAAACAAUAUUGUUCAUUGUGAUAUUGCCCCAUCAAAUAUCAUGAUGGAUGUUGGUAGACUUCACAACGGCCCGUUCAAUCCAUUUAUCCAGAACUUCGCUUCAUGUCGCAAAUAUAUGGCUCCGCUAAAGCUUCGGCGCUCAAAUAAGUCUGUGCGCUAUUACUACAUAGAUUUCGGGUACGCAAAAUGGUUUCGAUAUGUUCAACGAAACCGAAUGAUAAAAGGAACCCGCGCUCGAGAGAGGGCUCCCGAGCAGGUAGAGGGACAGUUAUACGAUCCCUUUAUGGUCGAUGUUUAUCAGCUUGGCGCACUCAUACGGAGGGAUCUCAUUCCGGUACGCACCAGUAUUUGGUUAUUCUGGAUCCCAGCAUUAAUUCUCUGGCGAUAG
Rhizoctonia solani is the source of this 921-nucleotide messenger RNA. Its product is annotated as kinase domain protein. Gene Ontology annotation, biological process: protein phosphorylation. The transcript is spliced from 4 exons. Lineage: Eukaryota; Fungi; Basidiomycota; Agaricomycetes; Cantharellales; Ceratobasidiaceae. Gene Ontology annotation, molecular function: ATP binding; protein kinase activity. The coding region runs from base 1 to 921 and encodes 306 amino acids. The record is from RefSeq and is a predicted model, not a curated record.